AUGAAGCUUGCCAUCACACUGCGUCAUCUGGCAACAGAGAUUCCUAUUGCCACCUUGCAAUAUGAAUUCCGGGUAGCCAGAAACACAAUUUGCUUGUUGGUGAAAGAAGUCUGUGAUGCCUUGGUCAUGGAGCUCAAGAAUGAAGUCAUCGUAUGCCCUGUUGACAGAGGCACUUGGGAAGAAGUUGCUGAGGAGUUCCUGAUGCGCUGGAAUGUCCCACAUGCCUAUGGAGCCCUGGAUGGGAAACGUGUUGCCAUCAGAAAGCCUCCUAAGACUGGAACCAUGUACUACAACUACAAAGGCUUCUUUUCAGUCGUCCUAAUGGCCGUGGUAGAUGCUGAUUACAAAUUCAUGUGGAUAGAUGUUGGUGGUUUUGGAAGCCAGUCUGAUGCCCAGAUCUACAACCAGUCAGAACUGAAAGAAUGCUUAGAAGAUGGCUCCAUUGGACUCCCUCCACCUUCCCUCUUGCCAAAUGAUAUCCAGGACUUUCCCUAUUUCCUGCUGGGAGAUGACGCUUUUGGUCUCCGCACAUACCUCAUGAAGUCAUAUUCAGGCCGUCAACUGACAAGAGAAGAAAUGAUUGCGAACUACAGGAUCUCUAGAGCCAGACGUGUGGUCGAAAAUGCCUUUGGUAUUAUGGCCCAGAGAUGGAGAGUCCUCUUGUCAACAAUGCAACAGAUGCCAGUGACUGUACAGACCAUCGUUGAAGCGUGUGUGUGCCUUCACAACUUCAUCCGUCUCCGAAACCCCAGCCAUUCAGAACAUUCAAGUGGAUGCUGA
Molecule: messenger RNA, 780 nt
Organism: Gigantopelta aegis
Lineage: Eukaryota; Metazoa; Mollusca; Gastropoda; Neomphalida; Peltospiridae
Product: putative nuclease HARBI1
Exons: 1
Coding region: 1-780 (259 amino acids)
Source: RefSeq, a predicted model, not a curated record